ACAUUGCUGCAUCCUUUGGCUGGAGUCGCCGCCAGCGCCAGAAAAAGCCGGCAGAUCAGUGUGACUAAAGCAUGGAAACUGUGCUAGAGCUGAAAGCAGAGGAGGACUCACCGGAAGAGAAUGCUGGCCAGAAUCAUGCCUUGGCCAACAAAGGCCCUGUGGUGGCAGUCCCAACACAGUCAGUCAAACCUGGCAAGGGCCAAGACCCCUGCCUGGACCCUUCUCUUCUGUGGGAGACCCUGGGCAGGCAGCUCUUGGAGUAUGAAGAAAUGGCUGCUCUCCAGAGUCCGGAGGAGCAACGAAGACGUCUGCUGGAUUUGCUGCCUGUGUUUCUGAAGGCCUGGGAGCAGUCGGCCGGAGAGAUCUCUUUCCUGAAUGCUCAGCUGCUAGCAAGUGAGACUGCAAAACUCCUGGUGAAAGAAAUCCAGAAGAAUCUGAAUAGGAAGCCUGCAGAAGCAGCGCGGCUGGCUGUGCAGAGGUUUCUGCAGCAGGAAACGGGAGAGGCGGCCGACGGCCCCGUCCUCUUCAGAUCAGUCUACUUGCUUUCACUUGGACACUUGGAACCAGGUGUCCGAUGCAGCAUAAUAAAAUCUGGGCUCCCAGUCUUGCUGCUGCAGUGCCUGCAUCUCUUCUUUGUCUCUCCCCUGGAUGAAGCUGGUGGCAGUGGAGGAAAGACGCAAGAUGAAAGACAGACACAGGACCUGUUUGUGCAGACAAUGCUCAACAUCUGUGCAGAAGAACCAGCUGUGGACGAGCUGCUGUUGGCUGCAGAUCUUCGGUCUCUGAUCAUCUCAGUGACGUCCCUUUGGGACCAAAGUAGCCCUUCCUGGAAAUGCCCCACCAGCCAAGUGCUCCGGACAAUUUCAAAGGCUCAGUCCAAGAAUAUCAUUUCCUACCUGCAAGCCACGGAUUGCAUUAAAGUUUCCAUCCAGAACUUGUCAACCCUUGCUGAGUCCUUGCCUCCUUGCGAAGUGUGUGAGCCACUCAACAUCAUCCUGUGUUUUGUGAAGAAUUCAUACCCAACCUCCCCAAGUUUACUUCUGGAGUUUGAAAAAAACGGGGGCUAUCAGCUCCUGUUGGAAAUUUUUCUCAGGUAUGAUGGACCACUGGACAGCAAAGAACAUACUCCUCUCAGGGAAUGUUUGGACUUUCUGACACAGCUGACUAUGUGUGGGAAAACAGAGUUGCAGGUUUCCGGCAAUAUUGCGAGCCCUCAGCUGCCACAGUUUGAGGUUAAACAGUCAAUUUCUUCUGGAAACAGAGUGAGGAAUCUGAAGGCUUUCCAGGUGCUGGAGUCCCUUUUUCAGAAAUCCAUCAACCCAGAACUCUGCCAAUACAUCUUACAGGCCCUCAAAUCCAUCUGGACUUGGGACUCCAUGAACUUCUUCCUCCUAGAAUGGUCACUGCAGCCCAUUUCUCAGUUUGUCAGCCUCAUUCCUCACAAGCCGCCGUUGGUCCAGAAAGACUUCUUCCAGCUGGUGGAGUCCGUAGUGUGGGACCUCUCAUACAUCCCCCAUGAGAUCUUGAAAGAGAUCCAGUGUCUGAUCAAGGAAAACACUGAUCCUCUGAGCACUUCAGCUGCCCUGCUUUGCCUCCACAGCAUUGCACAGAAGGACCAGCUCUUCAAGGACCUUUUCCGUGACUCAGGGCUCCUGGGAAUGCUGCUUGCUCAGUUACGCAAGGAAGCCAAGAUACUGAGGAAGAAAGGUGGAACCCCUGCAGUCAGCCAGGAUCAGAGGAUGGAGAAGGAGCUCGUUAAUACGAUGCUGCAGAUGGUGGUUGCCCUUGUGGUGGGAUCUGUUAGGAACACAGUGGUUUUCAGAGAUUAUGGGAUGGUGCCAUAUAUCAAGAUUUUUAUAGAUGAUGACUUGUUCCGGAGCCACACCCUGACUAUCCUGGAGCAGCUGUCGGUUAUCAACCCUGAAGAGUACAUGAGCAUCAUCGUUGGGAACCUCUGUUCUUCCACUCCGGGAGAGCUGCACUUCAAGCUGGAUCUGCUGAAGUCUCUCCUGCGCACGAUGGAGAGUCCCCGGGGCCGUUCAGCUUUCAGGACCAGCACGGGCUUCAACGGGCUGCUCUCACUUCUGGCCGACAUGGAAGGCGCCUUGCGAGAUCCACCUGCAGGCCUCUGGGCCUCACUGGAGCAUGACCGCAUCAUGCAGCUUGUCCUGCAUAUACUCCACGUAAUAGCAGCUGCCCUCUACUUGGACCCGGUCAAUAGCGACUUCUUCAGGAAGAAUGAACUCUUCGAAAAGAUGGCAGACGAACUUGGCUUGCUUGGCUGCUUCUCAGCCCAAAAGGGACUACGGGCUCCUGUGUCUCUCAGCAAGCCAAGGACAUUUGCUGGGUUUUUGCACACUGCUGUCUGCUCACCAGAGCUUCUCCCCACCUGGCUAAGAAGCUGCAUCAGGAUAAUCAGCUUCCUUGAUUCCAUGGCCAAGAGGAACCCCUUCCACCUCAGCAGCUUCUUGGAAGACACGGGGCCAGGUGCACAUCAACUCCCAGUGCGUUUGCAAGAGGCAAAGCCAAAGGAGGAAGAAUCUGAGGUCUACUGCGAGCAUGUAGGCAGCAAUGAAGCAGCUGCCAACAGAUGGCCAGAGCUCAAAGACAGGCCAGGCAAUGAGGACUGGGUGAUCGUGUGCCCCGGAGCUCUUUGUGUCAUGGUGAGACUCAUCGCCAAACUCUACAAGGAGGAUUCUCCAGAAUUAUCUUGGGAAAUCCAGUACGCUGUGGCUGACCACGUUCAGUCCUUGAUGAGCCUGGAGAAGAGUCGCCAAGUGGCAUGUGGAGCUGGUCUGCUGGACACACUUGUGGUCUCCUGCCUGGACGAGCUGCACAAUAUGGAGAGUCCCUUGCACCUGCCUCUCAUCAGGCUCUUCGAAAAGCUGGCCUCCCAGUCUAUUGAGCCUGCGGUCUUAAGACAGUUUCUGUUCCUCCAAACAGUGCCACUGCCAGAAGUGUCCACGCCCUGUGGAAGCCCAUCCACACCUUCCAUGAGCCGCCAAAGUGGCCCAUCUCGAGCAUCCCAGCAGGAAGGGGCGGAAGCAGCAGUGCCCAGCGGUUCCACGAAUCUCCACCACUGUCGCCCAGACUCGGGCACCCCCUGGCUCUACAGCAGCUCUGCAGUGGCUCUCCAAGCAGCCAUAUGCCUGCUUUCCAUGACAACGCCACGCAGCCUUCAGCCCGAGAGUUCCUGCUUGCCACCGUCCUUUGUCGAAUUCGACAUGUCCCGCGAGGGAUACGGCUACUUGUUCCUCCCAACAGUGGCUACGGUUCUGGGCCCCAACACAGAAUGCUACAUCUCUGGAGGAACUGGAAAAGGUUCCAGAGAGUUCCCCCCGCGGGACGGGCUGACUUUCUGCUCCUGGUUUCUGGUCAGCAGGAUGGGCUCUGCUCAUCAGGCCCACCCACUGCGCUUCCUCACUCUGGUGCGCCACAUGGCAAGGACAGAAGAAGAAUUUGCCUGCUUUGCAGUGAGCUUUUCUCCUACUGACUGCUGCCUGACCAUCUCCACUGAGGAAGUGCCAUGUCAGCCUCUCGAUGCUAUGGAGCCAGAAACCGAAGGUGUCCCGUCCGUUCUGUCUCAGGUCCAGUUCAGGUGUUCCGAGCUGCUUGUGACCGGGCAGUGGCAGCACCUUGUGGUGACAGUGGCAAAAGAAACGAAACGGAUCUGUACCACUUCAGCCUAUAUCAACGGGCGCCUGGUUGGCUCUGCGAAGAUGCAGUAUAUCCAGCCCCUUCCGGGGGGUUUUGUUUCCAUGGAUCCAUCUUCCUUUGUUGACGUCUAUGGAUAUGUGGCCACCCCACCCAUUUGGAAAGCAAAGUCUUCCUUGACGUGGCGCCAGGGGCCUCUGUAUUUCCUCGAAGAAGUUAUCUCCAUGGAUGCUCUGCUGCUAAUGGUCAAGCUUGGGCCAAGAUACUGCAGCAACUUCCAAGCUGUAGAGCUUAGAGAAUCAAAUGAAGCCACCCUCCCUGGCUCUCACAGUAUCCCUCCUCUUCCAGCCGGUCUUCCUGUAGGAGCAGGAGUUCCUCUCCAUGCACGGACAGUGACCCUGGUAUCCCAGGAGAAUAUUUCAUUUGGAAUCAGUGUUAUGAGCUCAUCCUAUACCACGGUCAAGGAUAUAAGAGACUGCUAUGGGGAAGUGGACGGCCGCCUCAUAGCGAAGGAGCUGGGGCUUUCCUCUCGUGACGGCACGACACCGGUUUUCCUGGUGCAAAAUACCGCUGGAAAACUUCCUGGCACCCUGAGGACCAUCGGAGCAGUUACAGUGGGCCAAGAUGGUACGCGGGUGUUCCAGUCCUGCCCGGCAGCUGUUAGCCUCAACUACAUCGGGGGGCCCGCAGUUCUCCUGGGCCUCCUUGCGGUGGCCUGUGAUGACCACGCGGUGUACGCUGCCAUCAAAGUCUUGCACUCCGUCCUCAGCAGCAGUGCCAUGAGUGAAAAUCUCAUGAAACACAUCAGUGGGUACCAGAUGCUAGCAUACCUGCUGAAGAAGAAGACCCAUUUGUUAAACAGCAGAAUUCUGCAACUUGUCCUCUCCAUGGGGGGCAUUGCAGAGACCUCUUUGGACUCGCCAACUAUUAAAAAUUCGGGGGUGUUCCGACAUAUUAUCUGCGACUUUGAGAUUUGGUGUCAUGCUCCCGAGAACUUGGACCUUUGUCUCUUCACAUACCUCAUGGAAAUCCUAAAAUCCACAGUACCAGGGAGCUGGAAUGCGGAGGUGGUGUCCCGGACGGAGGUCGUGCCCAAGCUGCUCCUUCUCUUCAGUGACCCUGAGGUCACGUGCUCUCGCAUCAGCCGCAUCUGCGCAGUCCUCUCCCAUCUGCUGCAGAGAUGCUUCAGGAUCACAGAUAUUUUGUGGACCAGCUUGUUCUUGGUUUACACCCUGCACCCUUCCUCUGUGGAUGAAAAUCAAAUCUGCCUGCAUAAGACCCCAGAAGCGCCAGGAGACGACUCAGGUCAAGCAUCUGGGAAAAUGAUCUGGCUACGGAACCGGUUACUGAAUGUGCUGCUGGAUGUGAUGCGCUCAGAUGAAUGCCAUGUCUUAUCCGAGAACCAGGAAGAUGUGUUUCUGUGCAUGGGACCGGACUGGUUCCUGAUGUUCAUUCAAGGCCACGUGCACUCCAGCUCAGUCGUGCUGGCAGUCAAGCUGCUGCUCUUCUUCCUGCACAACCGCACGCUCCUGCAGAAAUUCAGAGAGAGCAAGAUGGCCAGCACCUGGUUUGGAAACAGCAGGAUGGGCCUGGAUAUUUUAAUGGACAAUUUAAAGAAUGGCUCCCAGAAACCCGAGCCCAGCUUAUACAAGAAGUCUGGAUUUGUGGCUCUGAAGACAUUGCUGAGCAACUGUAUCCAGUCCCCCGAGGUCUACUUUCACCUGUCAGCACUGCUCCUGGCCACCCCAGGGUCUGAGCCACCGGUCGGAAUCCAGCCAAAUCUGGACUCCAUGUUGCAAUGGCUGCUGCACAACCACCAUAAGAAUGCCGUAUCCAGGCUCGGGUUGUGCCCGGAGGCAGCAGUUCUGCUGCUGGAGAUGGUGAAGUCCAUCCUGAAGCAGAUUCCAGGAGGCCCAGAGGAUUCGUGGGAGAUCACCUACCCAGGACACAUCAUGCAGUUCUUCUGCCUCAUGUAUCACAGCUACCCCCAGGAUCCCCUCUGGCGCAACCCUGAGUUCUUCCAAGCAUUGGCCUUGGCUGUCUUUCCCUCCACGGAGCCCCAGGGCAGCUGUGAGAGUACCUUGUCCACAUCUCCCAGCGAUUUGGCUGCUACAUCGCACAGUGAGGGGGUGACUGGACCUGCUCUUUCUCCAUCGCUGCAUCCUGCUAGGAAGCAAGUGUGGGACUUCAUACGCCUCCUCCUGAUGGAAUCUCUGCUUCUGGGCUCGGCCAACAAGCAGUGGCAUCCCCUGGAGUUUUUCCUUGAGGCUUCUGCAGAGAACUCCACCAAUGAGCAGAAGAAGUUUUUCCAGACAGAAGUCUUGCUUUCCAUCAUGGAUAUCUUCCACAUGAUUGGCCAAGAUGAUGGGGAAACAUCAAGUUUAAGAGAAAUUCUUCCUUGCCUUGCAGGGGAGGGAGACUCCAGAGGUGUUGCAGAGGCAGCCACCCCUCUGCGUCUGGUGAAUCUGUCCUGUUUUACCCAGAAGCUGGUAGAGAAACUUUGUGGAGGAAUGCUUGCUGCUGACCCUAGAAAGGUGAUUCUCUUCCUUACGGAGCAAGUGACAAUGGUCAAAGAGAAGCUGCACAAUGAAGCCGUUUUAAGCAUCUUGCACAGCAGCUUAAACCGAGCCAUCUUGUACUACCUGUCCAGCUCUCCUUCUGACCAGCAAAAGCUCCUGAGGGUACUGCACACCCUUCAACUGCAGCAGGACGUCAUCUUUGCAAUCGUGAAUGCCAGCCUCGACUUUAUCACUUGCCUUUUGUAUUGCCUGAUACAGAUACAAGCGAUGAGCUUUCCAGAAGAUCAUACAGAAAAGGAGAGGCCAGAUUUCGGUCACGAGAUUUUCUUGGACCCUAGUAAAGAAGGAAAGAAGAUGGAUUACCUCUUUCCUAUAAGGAAUGUUCAGCAAGACAUCUUGAAGACAACUGAAGAAAUCUGGAUCCAACUUCUCUCUCAGAGGAGAAAGGACUUGGAGGACGCAUACAAAGUGCCUUUCUCUGUUGAGACAGCAGACGGAGAUGAGACAGUGAAAAUGGCCGACGUGAAUCCUCUGUGGAGAGAGAUUUUGGAAAAGGCCUGGCAGCACUUCCUAGCCUCAGAAAAGAAAAUUCCACAGAACAAGGUUUCAGCCCAAGCAUCAAACAAGAUAAGUUAUUGGAAUGGAAGCUUGUCCUCAGCAGUGAAGCUGACACCCAGCAAAAAUGUGACGCAGAUGGAAUGCAAUCCUAAGGAUGUUGCAUCAUGUUUAGAAAAAAACAGAAGAAGUGGCCAAGAAUUAUAUGCAGCUUUGUGCAAGGACCAUGCUGAGAAGCUCCUGUGUGCGCGCAGUAAAGCAGCAGCAGCCUGGUCAGAGGCGGAAGAGCGGCUCUUCGGGAGAGGAGACUGUGGGAGCAUGGCUCGGGCCCCUUCUGCCUCCAGGUGGGUUCUGGAUGGCUACGAAGGCCCUGCCCGGAUGAGGAAGAGGAUUCGGCUCAACAUCCCCCAUCAGGAACUUCAGACACACAAGAGUGGAUCUGGUCUAGCUCCUGAGGAAAAUCAAGCAGAAGAACCGAUCCCAAAUGGAGGAGAACAAGGGAUGGAUUCUGGCCAGCUGACUUUCUUUCCUGCCCUUCAUGAAAGUUUUAAUUCAGAAGAGUUUUUGGAAGUGUGCACAGAAAGAAGAAUCGUCCUGCAGGAGUUUGCUCAGGGUGAAAAGAUCAAACGCAGAGAUUCGGUGGUGAUCGUUCAGGAGCAGGCGUCCUCGGAAGGGGUGCUUCUCUUCGGCCAGAAGCAUUUUUACCUCUGCAGCCAUUUCACGCUGUCCCACCUGGGAGAGGUCUAUUGCACGAGGCACUGCUUAUCCCGCAUCAGCGACUCGUUCAUCCAUGGCUUGUGCCACAAAGACCAGGCUGUGGGACAGCCGGCGUGUUCCCGCUAUGCCUACAGUGACAUCAGAGAGAUCCUGCCCACGCACUUCCUUCUUCAGGAGGAUGCUUUGGAGAUUUUCUUCAGAAAUGGCUACUCCGUAUUCCUUGUAUUUUUCAACAGCGACAGGGCAAGAAUCCUGAAAAGAUUUUCUUCUUCAAUGAAGCCCGUUCUGAAAUCAAAAAGCAUCACUGAUGAAUCCAUUAAUAUAAGACGUUCAGGGAAAGAAAAGGCCAUGCUCCUGAAGUGGCAGAGGAGAGAGAUCAGCAACUUUGAUUACCUCAUGUACCUGAACACCCUGGCUGGACGGACAUACAGCGAUCUCAUGCAGUACCCGGUUUUUCCGUGGGUCCUUGCUGAUUAUCAUUCCAAGACUCUAGACUUGACUAACCCCAGCACCUUCCGUGACCUUUCAAAGCCCAUGGGAGCUCAGACUGAAGAAAGAAAAAACAAAUUCAUCCAGCGCUAUAAAGAAGUAGAGAAGAGUGAAGGUAACCUCUCGGCCCAGUGCCAUUACUGCACGCACUACUCCUCAUCGAUGAUAGUGGCAUCAUACCUGGUCCGGAUCGAGCCCUUCACCCAGAUCUUCCGCUCCUUGCAGGGAGGAAGUUUUGAUCUGGCAGACAGGAUGUUCCACAGUGUGAAAAGCACCUGGGAGUCAGCCUCAAGAGAUAACAUGACGGAUGUACGGGAACUCAUCCCCGAAUUCUUUUAUUUCCCCGAAUUCUUAACAAAUUGCAACCAGUUUGAGUUUGGAAGCCUGCAGGAUGGGAGUUCGCUGGAUGACGUGCAGCUGCCGCCCUGGGCAGAAGGAAACCCUCAUAAAUUCAUUAGCGUGCACAGACAGGCCCUGGAGAGCGACCAUGUCAGCACGCAUCUCCAUCACUGGAUAGAUCUGAUCUUUGGCUUCAAGCAACACGGUCCAGCCGCAGUGAAGGCCGUGAAUGUCUUCCACCCUUACUUCUACUGCAACCAAGCGCACCUGGACAAAGUGAACGACCCGCUCAUCAAAAGCACCAUCCUGGGAUUCAUUAGCAACUUUGGGCAGAUCCCCAAGCAGAUCUUUACCAAGCCACACCCAGCCAGGAAUGCUCCGGGGAAGCACUUGAUGAGGAAGGACAAUCUCCCCUUUCCGUAUCCCACUGGCAAUUUUCCUCCACCCCUCAGCAGCUUGCAUCACCUGAAGUGCUCACCUGUUACUCUUAAAGAGGCACUGGGAGGACCCGUUGGGCACAUCGUGUGCACUGAAAAGGGGGUUUUGGCUGUGGGAGAGAACAAAAUUUUGCUUCCUCCAUGCUGGACCAGAGUGUUUUGCUGGGGAUUUAACGAUUUCACCUGCUGCCUGGCUAGCUCUGGACCAGACAAGAAGACGACCGUUUCUGAAGCCACGGUCGACUGGGCGGGCUGCCUCUGUGCCGUUUGUCCCAUGCCAACACUGCUCAUCACCUCCGGGAGCAGUUCUGUCAUAUGUGCCUGGGAACUGUCCGUGGACAAGGACAGGCCGGCUUGCUUGAGCCUGAAGCAGCUGCUGUUCGGCCACACGCGGCCCGUGACCUGCUUGGCCGCCUCGGCCUCCUACAGCAUCCUCGUGAGCGGAUCCGCCGACAGGUCCUGCCUCGUCUGGGACCUGAACCGGCUCACACGCAUCACCCGGCUUCCUGCCCACAAGGCCUGUCUCUCGGCGGUCGCCAUCAAUGAUUCAACGGGUGACAUUGCCUCGUGCGCCGGCGGGACCCUCUACCUGUGGAACAUCAAUGGGCAGCCCCUGGCCGAGGUCUGCGCCACCCUCAGCGCCGGGGUCCACCUUUCGUGCUGCUGUUUCAGCCAAGUGAAGGACUGGGAUGUGCGGAGCCUCGUGGUCACCGGAGACACCGCUGGCAACGUGCAGGUCUGGUUGUCUGAAAAUAAUUUGCCCGCUUGCCAGGACGAGAAUUUGGGACGCCAGGCAGACGCAGGCACGAAAGGGGGAAAACCAUUUGUUCUCUCACGAGAGCUGGACCUCAGCAUGGCUUCUUCAGAGAGACGGAGCAAAACCAUGCCAGCAAUCACGGCUUUGGCGGUAUCCAGGAAUUAUUCCAGAAUCCUGGCUGGCAAUGAGCGUGGACAGGUCUACUGUUGGUCAAUUGACGAGUAACAGGAAGAAGCAUCAACAGGACCUUAUUGGCCUUAUAUAUACAUGGUUCCAAGGAACACAGGAAAUGAUGUAACUGCAUGAAUCUCAAAGGAUUUUGAUGUAAUGCCAAGUGAUGACAUAGAAUAAAUUGUUUAUGGGUGGGUCUUUGGUAGCACCUGGAUUUAAACACUCAGUGUGAGCUACAGCUGGGUGGAAUUUUUGGCUGCCCUUUUCUCACCUUUGUGGGGAGGGGAGAAACAAACUUCCAGAAGCUCGGAGAUGGAAGAAUGUGAGCUAUUCUAUUCUAGGUGUGGAAGGUUCACCAGUUGGCACUUCCCUUACUUAACUUCAGAAGGUAACUGCUAUUAUGAGCAGGCGUGAAACUUCUUUUAAAUGCCUGAACAGCAAUCAAAACUUCGUGCCCACCUUGAAAGUUAAGUGCCAGGCAGCAAAUCACAGAUGCCAAGAAAAGUUCACCAAAGUUCAGUCACCAUAGGCCUGUUGGCACGACAUACUAAGAGUGCAAGGUUCAUUCCUGGGCCAUAUACUCUUCCAUAUUUUUAUUAAUGACUUGGAGGAAGAAGCAAGUGGCAGGAAUGCUCAUCAGAUUUGUAGAUGACACAGAGCUUGAGUGGAAUAGCGAAUGUCUUAGAAGAUGGGAGGGAACGCAGUGCUCUUGAAAGGCUAGAAAACCAGGUAGGAAAUAUUGAAAUUUAACAGAGACAAGUGCAGAGUUUAGGAAAAGGAAAUUAAAUGCAUGGGUAUAAGACGGGGGAUAGUACUUGUGGAAAGCAUCUUGGAGUUGUUGUGGUUGCAAGAUGGAUUUGUGAUGUGGCUGUUAAAAAGGCCAAUGUACUUUUAGGUUGCAUCAAUAGAAUUAUAGUUUCUUAACCACCAGAAGUAAUAAUUUCAUUCUUUUCUCUGCAUUGUUCAGACAGCACCUCAAAUAUUUUGUCCAGCUUUGGACACUGUGAAUUUAAGAUCCAGAAUUCUGAGAAGGAAACAAAGAUGAUCUGGGGACUUAGAAAUGAAGUCCUGGGCGGAAAGGUGGAAAGCCUUGAGAACAGAAAACUGAGCGGGGCUAGGAUAGCGUUUUCCAAGUACCUGAAGGGUUGUCAUGCAGAGGAAGGUCGCAAAGGUCCUCUCUGUCCUCCAAUACAAAAUAAUGGGCUUAAGUUACAGAAACAAACAUUUUGGUUAAGCAUUGAAAAAAAUGUUAAUGCUCAGAGUAGGCAGGUAAUGGAACCAUUUUCCUGGCGAGGUGGCAAGCGCUCCAUCACUGGAGGUGUUUGAGCAAAGAAUGGGCAGCCGUCCAUCAGGAAAAAUGGGGUGCGGUUUGACCUGAUAGUCCAAAGGGUCCCUUCCGCACCCAGGAUUCUGCAGGAAUUUCUAAGUGCCUUGGAUAAAUGGUAUCCAACAUUCACUCCUGUAUGGGACUGGGAAAGAUCCUGAAUUUCCCUUGAAUGCUCCCAGUAUAUGAAUUGUUUUUAAUUUUUGUGCUAGAGAAAAUAAAUUUCUUUCCAUGGCUGACUCAAA
This is a messenger RNA of Varanus komodoensis (Komodo dragon), 11207 nucleotides long. It is a transcript of the gene WDFY4, whose product is annotated as WDFY family member 4. The coding region runs from base 72 to 9692 and encodes 3206 amino acids. The transcript is spliced from 62 exons. Gene Ontology annotation, molecular function: protein binding. NCBI's taxonomy places the organism in Eukaryota, Metazoa, Chordata, Lepidosauria, Squamata, Varanidae. The record is from RefSeq and is a predicted model, not a curated record.